Molecule: messenger RNA, 747 nt
Organism: Elgaria multicarinata webbii
Lineage: Eukaryota; Metazoa; Chordata; Lepidosauria; Squamata; Anguidae
Gene: CDKN1B
Product: cyclin dependent kinase inhibitor 1B
Exons: 3
Coding region: 21-647 (208 amino acids)
Biological process (GO): negative regulation of mitotic cell cycle; G1/S transition of mitotic cell cycle; negative regulation of cyclin-dependent protein serine/threonine kinase activity
Cellular component (GO): nucleus; cytoplasm
Molecular function (GO): cyclin-dependent protein serine/threonine kinase inhibitor activity; protein-folding chaperone binding
Source: RefSeq, a predicted model, not a curated record
CCGCGGCCGGCUGAGGCGCGAUGUCCAACGUCCGUCUCUCGAAUGGCAGCCCGACGCUGGAGCGCAUGGAAGCCCGGCAAGCGGACUACCCCAAGCCCUCGGCGUGCCGGAACCUCUUCGGCCCCGUGGAUCACGCGGAGCUGGCCCGGGAGCUGCAGCAGCACAGCCGCGACCUGGAAGCGGCCAGCCGCGCCAAGUGGAACUUCGACUUCCAGCGCGACCAGCCCCUGCGCGGCAGGUACGAGUGGCGAGCCCUGGCCAAGCCCGCCCUGCCCGACUUCUACAGCCGAGCGCCCAGGCGAAGAAGCGCCGCGCCGCGCGCCAAGCCCUCGGGGGGCAGCGGCAACUGCCCGGCGGCGGGCUGCGGGCGCUCCCGGGGAAUCUCCGGGGAGGAGGAGGAGGAGGAGGAGGAGGACGCGGCGGCGGCGGCCGAGCGCGAGGCGGAGGCAGCAGCAGCAGCAACCGGAGCCCAAACGGAUUUCGCGGGCCGCAGCGCGGGGCAAAGGAAGCGACCCGCCUCGGAUGAUUCCUCUCCUCAAAACAAAAGAGCCAACACAACAGAAGAGCCGAUUUCAGAAGACUCUCCCAGUGCCAGCUCAGUGGAACAAACACCGAAGAAAUCCAGCCCAAGGCAGCCUCGGACGUAAAUUGUUUAUUAGAAUUAAGAACAUUUGUUUCCUUGUUCUUUGGAGGCAUCGGAUUCAUGAAGCAAGGAAGAUGCAGAGUUUAUAUAUGAAAGAAAACAUA